GGCAGUCCGUCUUCCCGGAGCCUCCUCGUCGGCCGCCCUGCCCUUGGCGAGGACCCCUCGGCAUCCCGGAGGAGCACGCCCGGACACCGGACCAUGAAGCGCGCCGUGGCCGCCUGGCUCUUGGUUGGCCUCAGCCUCGGAGUCCCUCAGCUCGGUAGAGGUGAUGUCUGUGACCCCAAUCCCUGUGAAAAUGGGGGCAUCUGCUUGUCGGACUUGGCUGGGGACUCUUUUUCCUGUGAGUGUCCCGAGGGCUUCACAGACCCCAACUGCUCCAGUGUUGUGGAGGUUGAUGCAGAAGAUCCGACCACAGCAGGGCCCUGCACCCCGAACCCGUGCCAUAACGGAGGAACCUGCGAAAUCAGCGAGGCCUACAGAGGAGACACGUUCAUAGGCUACGUGUGCAGAUGCCCCAGGGGCUUCAAGGGGAUCCACUGUCAGCACAACAUCAAUGAAUGUGAAGCUGAGCCUUGCAGAAAUGGUGGCAUCUGCACAGACCUCGUGGCCAACUACUCCUGCGAGUGUCCGGGUGAAUUCAUGGGAAGGAAUUGCCAAUAUAAGUGCUCGGGCCCUUUGGGAAUCGAAGGCGGGAUCAUAUCAAACCAGCAGAUCACAGCUUCGUCCACUCACCGAGCCCUGUUUGGACUCCAGAAAUGGUACCCCUACUAUGCACGGCUCAACAAGAAGGGGCUGAUAAACGCCUGGACGGCUGCAGAAAACGACAGGUGGCCGUGGAUUCAGAUAAACCUGCAGAGGAAGAUGAGAGUGACUGGUGUGAUUACUCAAGGAGCCAAGAGGAUCGGGAGCCCAGAGUACAUAAAAUCCUACAAAAUUGCCUACAGUAAUGACGGAAAGUCGUGGGCCAUGUACAAAGGGAAAGGCACCAGUGAAGAUGUGGUGUUUCGUGGAAAUGUGGAUAACAACACCCCCUAUGCCAACUCUUUCACACCCCCUAUAAAGGCUCAGUAUGUCAGACUGUAUCCCCAAGUUUGUCGAAGGCACUGCACCUUGCGGAUGGAACUCCUGGGCUGCGAACUGUCAGGCUGCUCUGAGCCCCUGGGGAUGAAGUCGGGACACAUACAAGACUAUCAGAUCACUGCCUCCAGCAUCUUCAAAACCCUCAACAUGGACAUGUUCAGCUGGGAGCCGCGGAAAGCCCGGCUGGACAAGCAGGGCAAGGUGAACGCCUGGACCUCCGGCCACAACGACCAGUCGCAGUGGUUGCAGGUGGAUCUUCUUGUCCCUACCAAGGUGACUGGCAUUAUUACCCAAGGAGCUAAGGAUUUUGGCCACGUACAGUUUGUGGGUUCCUACAAGCUAGCUUACAGCAACGACGGCGAGCACUGGACCGUGUACCAGGAUGAGAAGCAAAGAAAGGACAAGGUCUUCCAGGGCAAUUUUGACAAUGACACCCACAGAAAAAACGUCAUCAACCCCCCCAUCUCCGCACGGCUGCUGAGGAUCCUGCCUUGGUCCUGGUACGGCAGGAUCACCCUGCGGUCAGAGCUGCUGGGCUGCACGGAGGAGGAGUGAGGGGCCCUCUCCUCCCCUCCCCGGGGAGCUUCACGGAGGGACUGUGCAACACGCGUAGGAAACGGAAUGUUUGUGCUUUUCAUGAGGAAGUACUCAGAUGAUGGUGGGCCACUAGCUGUCUUUUUAGGGAGUCUAAGCCUGCCUUUUCAAUGAGGUCAUUUGAUUUUUUUUUAAUUGUUCACAUCGUAAGUAGCCUCAUAUUAAUUGUGAAUCACUUCUCUUUUUUCUGAAUUGUUGUCAUCGGUCGAGAUAUUAGAGGGAGAGGU
Molecule: messenger RNA, 1796 nt
Organism: Ochotona princeps (American pika)
Lineage: Eukaryota; Metazoa; Chordata; Mammalia; Lagomorpha; Ochotonidae
Gene: EDIL3
Product: EGF like repeats and discoidin domains 3
Exons: 11
Coding region: 94-1530 (478 amino acids)
Molecular function (GO): calcium ion binding
Source: RefSeq, a predicted model, not a curated record